Molecule: messenger RNA, 366 nt
Organism: Eupeodes corollae
Lineage: Eukaryota; Metazoa; Arthropoda; Insecta; Diptera; Syrphidae
Exons: 1
Coding region: 1-366 (121 amino acids)
Source: RefSeq, a predicted model, not a curated record
AUGACUUCAACUAAGCUCAAAAUCGGUCUCACCAACAGUGCCCGUCCAUCUAGCAGUGACCACAAGCCACCAGGCGGUGGUCAAACCAAUAUUUUCGGAGACGUCGAUACCCAAGUCAAUGUACCACGUCCCAAAUACAAGCAAAAGAAUUCUUCCAACAUGAAUGUGUGCAUGAAUUCGGAAGAACCAAACAAAGUUGUUAAAAAAAUUCGCGAGGAAUUGACCAAUAAAUCGUCAGAAGUAGAAAAUACAUCCUCACAGCCCAAAAAGUCUCCAGCACCGGAUGUCUCACCGUCUACCAACGACAGUCAGCAAUCGAAGGGCAGAAUUGGACCAGGUGGCUUCUCAUCAGGCGAAUUCUGGUAA